CGUGUUAUCCAGUCGUCACGUUUUAAGUACAAUUUUUGUAAAGCAAAUUGUAAGAAAAUACGUGAAAAGUUGGUCACGAGUGUCGUAAAGCCAUGAAGAUUGUCAGUUGGAACAUUAAUGGCAUAAGGACUUUCAAGGGCGGAAUUAAAAAGGCGCUUGAGUCGCUGGAUGCUGACAUCGUAUGUGUACAAGAGACAAAAGUAACAAGAGACCUGUUGGAUGAGAGGACUGCUAUUGUUGAAGGUUAUAACUCCUAUUUCAGCUUUAGUCGUGGACGCAGUGGCUACUCAGGAGUUGCUACUUACUGCAAAGACAGUGCCACCCCAUUUGCUGCAGAGGAGGGCUUGACCGGUCUACUGACCACCAACCACGAGGGGACCAUUGGAUGCUAUGGUGACCUGAGAGAGUUCUCCAGUGAGGAGCUGCAGCUCCUGGACAACGAGGGAAGGGCUGUUCUCACACAGCACAGAGUCAUGUGUGAAGAUACACCUGAAACCGUUACGGUUAUCAAUGUAUACUGCCCACGAGCUGACCCAGAAAAGCCUGAACGUAAAAAUUUCAAACUGCAGUUCUACAAGCUGCUUCAAAGUCGGGCUGAAGCAAUUUUGGAAGCUGGGAGCCGUGUAAUCAUCUUGGGAGAUGUGAAUACAUCCCACCGGCCCAUAGAUCACUGUGACCCAGAUUACAUAGAUGAUUUUGAUGAUCACCCCGGCAGGAAAUGGCUAAACGGUUUACUGGUUGAUGACAGUGAAGGAAAGGAGUAUGGAAAAAACGAUCAGGAAGAGUCUGAGAAUACCUCAUCAAAACCCCUCAGCAGCGGUAAGUUUGUGGACACCUUCCGCCAUUUUCACCCAACACGCUCCAAGGCCUUCACCUGUUGGAACACUAUGACUGGAGCCAGGCAGACCAACUAUGGCACACGUAUCGACUACAUCUUCGCAGACCAUCCCUUGGUUAAAAUGGGGUUUGUGGCAGCAGACAUCAUGCCAGAGGUGGAGGGGUCUGAUCACUGCCCUGUCUGGGGGAAACUGUGCUGCCCCCUCCUGUCCAGCUCCAAGCUGCCUCCCUUCUGUACUCGCAACCUACCAGAGUUCGCUGGCAGGCAGCAGAAACUCUCACGCUUCCUCGUCAAGAUGGACCAACAACAACCUGCCAGAGAGGCCUGCAGGGACCCACUACCAGGAUCUCAGGAGACUGGGGAGACCCGAGAGAACCUGAAUCCACUGGGAUCAGCAGGGACCAGCUCCACUGGAAAGAAACGGAAGUUGGCAGUGGAAUCUGGUGUCCCAAAGAGCAAAAAGAUUAUGACACUGAAGGCUGCUACCCCAAAGCCCCAGGGCAACCUCCUAGCCUUUUUCAAGCCCAGAUCCAUGCCUGUUGCCCCAACCAGGGAAGACCCUGUGAGUCAGUGUGAGAGGGGAGAAGAGAGAAAUGAAGUGACCCCAUCACAACCACAUACCUUCAAGGGAGGACAUUCUGCAGGACAAGAUGUCCCUUCAAUUCCAGGCACGCGCACAGAAGAUCCCCAGGGUGUCUGUAUGGGAGACAAUGUCCAUGAACCGGGCAGCAACAUACAGGGUGUCAAUAAUCAAAACCAGGGGAAGGAUGCAGCCCUGGCUUCAGAGGCUACUGUAGACCCCCCAUGUCUCAGGAAGGGGGCUUCACUGGGUGGGUUCUGGAAGACGGUCCUACGUGGGCCACCCCCACCGCCCCCCUGUAAGUCUCAUGGGGAACCCUGUGUACUCCGCACAGUCAAGAAGGCAGGUCCAAACAUGGGCAAGCAGUUCUUUGUGUGUAACCGCCCUCAGGGUCAUGCAUCCAAUCCUGAGGCUCGCUGUAACUUCUUUUCCUGGGUGGAUAAAGGAAAAUAGUGACUAUGCUGUAGAAACGCACUGACAUUUCAUCCAUGUAGUGUUUUUAUAAGCAUUGUUAAUCUGUAAAUUUGAUAUAUUAGUAAAAUAAAGACAGUUUUGUAAAUUAA
Molecule: messenger RNA, 1981 nt
Organism: Salvelinus fontinalis (brook trout)
Lineage: Eukaryota; Metazoa; Chordata; Actinopteri; Salmoniformes; Salmonidae
Gene: apex2
Product: APEX nuclease (apurinic/apyrimidinic endonuclease) 2
Exons: 6
Coding region: 93-1871 (592 amino acids)
Biological process (GO): base-excision repair
Cellular component (GO): nucleus
Molecular function (GO): phosphoric diester hydrolase activity; DNA binding; endonuclease activity
Source: RefSeq, a predicted model, not a curated record